Molecule: messenger RNA, 1809 nt
Organism: Leishmania mexicana MHOM/GT/2001/U1103
Lineage: Eukaryota; Euglenozoa; Kinetoplastea; Trypanosomatida; Trypanosomatidae
Product: flagellar glycoprotein-like protein
Exons: 1
Coding region: 1-1809 (602 amino acids)
Source: RefSeq, a predicted model, not a curated record
AUGUCGCACUGCGCAGCUGUCACGACAAGGCGAUCGCCGGUGCUGGGGGCACGGGGACCUUCUCCCCCCCUGCUCUUUGCCACCGCCUUCGUCCUUCUUGGUAUUUUGUUUCAAUGCGCGACCCCUGCAGCCGCGCAAAACUCCCCCAGCUCAGACGAGUACUAUGAUGGCACAUACUAUUACCACGUCAUCUUCCGCAGCGCCCCGGCCGGGGGCGACUCUAGAGAUGGUCCCAGUGGAGUGGGCAUAUACGGUGUAGUCGGGUACGGCGGCGCCAUGGUGAAUGACGGGGUGGUGUUCUCAGACAUGGGAGGCAGCGGCUCCGCUAUUCGCCAUAUCUCCAAGUCAGGUGUUCUUGUCACCGUUGCCGGCAAUCUCAGAAAGAGGGGCAACCACGAUGGCCCUUCCGUGGACACCCUCUUCGGCGGCAUCCCUAGUGGCGACAGUCGUGCGAACUCCCUCGCGUACGGCAACGGCGGCUUCUACCUGGCCGAUACCCUGAACGACGCCCUUCGCUUCACCAACGCCACGACGAACGCGACGACGACGAUAUUAGGCUCGGACCUUCUCCGUACGCCCAACUCGCUCGCCGUCUCGAUCAUCAGCGGCAGAACCUCCGUUUUCAUCUCUAACACCGGCCACCAUACUGUUCUCUAUAUUCCGACCCUGGGCAGUCCGGUGGGCCAGGUGAGCUUCACCACCGACCCCAACUUCGUGCCAGGCGCGAUCACCGUUCUGUCCCAUCUCAGUCGCGCCUUCAUCGUGAACGCGACCUUGCAGAUGUACUGCUGGUCGUACGUCCAGCCCGGCUCCCAGUCGUGGAAGGUGAGCACGCCUCUCGUAGCCGACUUUGGUCGAAUUCUCCAAGCGAGCGAAGAUGGCACACGGGUGUUGUAUGUGACCACCAACGGCAGCACAAUCGUCUCUCUUGACGCGACAGCAUCGUCGGCCGCCUCGCCGUCGCUGGUGCCGCAGAGAAUGAUCGACCUCGACCCUUCGCUCAUCGGCGGUACGAUUCAACUCUUCUUUGAGCGUACCUCGGACAGCUGGUACAUCCUCACGACUACCCAGUUUUUGAUUGUCUCAGCGACCCCUAUCCACCCGGGUGAGAGCAGCAGCAGCGGCAGUAGCGGCAGUAGCAGCAGCAGCAGCAGUAGCAGCACCAGUAGCAGCAGCAGCAGCAGCAGUAGCAGCAGCAGUAGCAGCAGCAGCAGCGAAGGCAUUCUUUCAGGUCGCCACCAAGGCAUUGCAGCCUUCCCUACAGCAGCCUUCCCCACCAACGACAGCUGCCUCAUGACCCAGGUCUACGACUGGAUGCGCGUCGACGCUGCAGCGGCCUACAACACCGAAGACUUUGUGAUCGAGUUUCUGGUACCUCCCACGAACAUCACCACGCUCGUGGAGGGCGACGUGAACGUAUCGACGUGGUGCGGCAACGUUACCGCCGACCGCAGCAACGACGGCACGAUUUUGAUCAUAUUGUUCUGGGGCCCGCGAGGCCGCGACCUGGCGUUCACGCAAAAUGCCUUGGCGGAAUCCCCAUGGAAACGGACGCGAGAGUUUUUGGAGUCACUGAAUAGCAGUGGCUGGAACCUUGGCCCCUUCUGCUUCUACAACUGCAGGACCACCUGUAAGACGAUCACGGCCCCCAAGUGCCCUGCGCACAUUGAAUCGGCGUGCGACGGCGUGUGCAAGGGUGCUAUCGCGUCCUCAGUGGUGAUAGCAUCGGCUGGCGUCAUACUCUUUAUACUGAUGAUCGUUAGUCCAUCGAACAUCUUCACGGCGGUGGUGAUGGUCCCUAUCAUUUAA